Hippopotamus amphibius kiboko is the source of this 642-nucleotide messenger RNA. RefSeq names its product chromosome 14 C13orf46 homolog (gene C14H13orf46). The transcript is spliced from 7 exons. Bases 1 to 642 code for a protein of 213 amino acids. The record is from RefSeq and is a predicted model, not a curated record. Lineage: Eukaryota; Metazoa; Chordata; Mammalia; Artiodactyla; Hippopotamidae.
AUGGAGAAGGACACCUUGGCCGCACACAGGAGACACCGGCCAGGCCCCGGGGCCCCUCCCUCGGCCAUGGGCCCCGGACACCCCAAGGCAGCCAGCGAGAUGGCCGAGCUGCAGAGGAGCCGGAGUGUGGGCGGCCUGCACCAGAAGGGAGACCCCCCCAGCUGCAUCACGAAGCUGUGCAAGGAGCCAGAGUCUGACGAUCAGGGGAAGGGACUCAGAAGCGAGGCGGAAGAUGCCGGCUGCCAGGCAGACCCGGAGGAGGACAAGCAGCAGCGGCGCCGGGACGCCCCCGGGCAGGGGCACGAGGAGGGGGAGGAGGCUCAGCCAGAGGCCAAGAGCAGCCCUGAGGCCCGCGGCCAGGAGGAGCCGGACAGCGGGGAGAGCGCAGACCAGUGCACCCCGGAGGCCAAGGAAGAAGAGCCAGAGUCCAUACAGCUGGGUGACCUUCUGGAAAAAGAGAAACCAUCUGUGUUUGUGGAGAUUGAUCUGGGAGACCGAUCUGAGGAGGUGAUCACGUGCGCCAUGAAAGAAGAGAAGCGGUCCCAGAUGGACGUGGGGGAUUUGUCAGAGGACGAGACCAGGACCAGCUGGGUGUGCUGCAUCCCGUACUCCACCAGAAAGAAGGUGAAGGAGAGUUCAUAG